GCUGCCUUUCCAUCUACUCAGACCGUCGCCGAGCCACAAAGACGUCACAUAACAUAACACGUCGUCAUCAUGAAGAUUUACUUAAUCGGGUCAAGCCUGUGCAUAGCCACGAUGGCCGCUUGUAUGGACAUAACCGGCCGUGAAUGCGGUGAUCUAGGUCCGCCGCCGUCCAUACUGGACAUGCCACCGCCUCCCAUGCCAUCAUUUUUAGCCGCCGUCCCGAGCGAUCAAUCUGGCAGCAAUGAAUCAAACUCGCCAAACAAAGAGAUGUUGAUGGAAACCAACGAACUGGAACCUGGCAAACCGUGCAAAUCCGUGUGCGAUACGGAUCAAGGGGUGGGAUUUGUCGAGUUACCGCAGCAAGGUGACCAAUCCGAGUUAAUUGCCAAUUUAAUCGAUUCGAUUAAGCAUAAUAUAUUAUACUAUACAAAAAGACCUAUUAUCGAGACAUACUCCUGGUGGAUGCUGCUAUCCACAUGUUUGCUCGGAGUGAUGCUGGUCGGGACUGUUAUAUUAGUGGUGAUCGUCCGGCUGAGAGAUAAGAAACGUUGGAACAAAUCGGACUUCAGUCCGGAACCAAAGAAGAGUCCCCCACUGUACGACACGAUCGACAUAUCGCCAAAGACGUUUUGGGCUACGUUGUCGCCCACGGGCAACAUCGACACGACAGCCACAACUCGGCGACCCGUGCACCACCAUCCGCAGACCAUAGCCAACCCGAACUUCGAGAACGGCGCUUACUAUCCGUACGAGCAGCAACACGAAUACCAGCAGAUCACCACCAUCCGCCGCGCCAUACCCGAGUACCAGACCAUCAGACCCCACGUGUCGUCACCCACGCGUAUCGAACAUCCAAACAUGCCGCCGUUGAAUUUGUAUAGGUCGAUACGUCGGAUUUCGGAUUUGGAAUCGCCGUGAACCGCCCCUGCGGACGGCGGUCACGUGGUCGCUGAUAAUCAUAUUAUUAUGGAUCAAUACGAUAACGUGUGCGUGCUACGAGUAUAAUAUAAUAUACCUAAUAUCCGGCGUGCAGUCUGCACACGACGUAUUAUAUGCAUUUUAGUAAUCCCGUCGGAGGACGACGACGACAAUAAUAUUAUCAUGUAUAUUAUAACGUAUUUUGAGUUUCGAUCGUUUUCCAAAGCCGUCGCCGAACUAGAUCGUCUAGACUCUAUCGUUCAACAUUUUUUUUCGAAAUUGCGGAAGUAUUCGCAUUCACAUACAUUUAUACUCCCCGGUCACCCCCCGAAAUCGUUAUUAUUUGACCACCGCACUCUGUGUAUUUGUGUGUAUAUAUUUGACAAAAAAAAAAAUCAAUAAUUCCAAGACGCAUACUACUCGUACCAUCGUUAUUUGUAGUCUGAGUAUACCUAUAGGCAAUAGGUACAUGUUAUAUUAUACUAGCUGUAUAAUAUUAUGUAUAGACGGCUUACUUAUAUGACGUAUCUCUAUCUUCCCGAAACUCUAAUAUUUCUUUUUUCUUUUUCGACGUAUAAUUUUUUUCAUGUCUUCAACGAAUUCAAUCGUUUGUAAUAAUCGCACAAUACGGUAAACAUGACAAUAAAAAGAAAUGCGUUGCAAGAUACAUAAAUCAGCAUACCUUAUUGUGCCAUCGCCAUGUUCAAAAUUGAACGACGUUAUUUUUUUUUUAUUAUUUUACAAACCAGUAACUUCCAUUAUAAUAUACAACGUGGGGUAAAAUGUAUACACUGAAAGUGAUUUUCAUUUUCGAAUAGUAGAUUUAUGUAAACAGUAAACCUUAACAUUUUUUUAACCAAAAUGAAAACCUUCUAUUUUUUAUCGAUUUCUAACACUAAUACUUCAACCAAAUUAUCUAGUCCUUAAGUUAAAUACUAUUAGUUUGUUGAAAAAUAAGCGAAGAAUUUAAUUACUAUUGAUUAUUUGAUAUACUGGAAGACCACCGGGGAGAACACAUUUUAUUUAUUGUUUAAAUAAUGUAGAAAUGAACUAAGAUUUCGAAUAGGUACGACGAUCCUUUACUACACCUGUAAUGACUGAAAUAUUUUUUUAUACAGAUAUCUUUAAUCUCUUGUCAAUACUUUAACAUGCUUAUAAUUUUCGCCCAAGUUAUUUAAGACUUUAUAUACUCGUAAUAUUAUUUAAAAUGACACUUGUAAUAUUUGUUUUUGCUGUAUGUAUUCAGCUGUUAUACUGUUUUUGUUGAUGUUUUAUUUGUUUGUUUAUUUGUUUAUUUUUUUCGUAAAUUAUAUUAUCAUGU
Molecule: messenger RNA, 2239 nt
Organism: Rhopalosiphum maidis (corn leaf aphid)
Lineage: Eukaryota; Metazoa; Arthropoda; Insecta; Hemiptera; Aphididae
Exons: 5
Coding region: 70-918 (282 amino acids)
Source: RefSeq, a predicted model, not a curated record